This is a messenger RNA of Solanum dulcamara, 725 nucleotides long. RefSeq names its product peptidyl-prolyl cis-trans isomerase Pin1-like. The coding region runs from base 130 to 486 and encodes 118 amino acids. The transcript is spliced from 2 exons. The record is from RefSeq and is a predicted model, not a curated record. Gene Ontology annotation, cellular component: cytosol; nucleus. NCBI's taxonomy places the organism in Eukaryota, Viridiplantae, Streptophyta, Magnoliopsida, Solanales, Solanaceae. Gene Ontology annotation, molecular function: peptidyl-prolyl cis-trans isomerase activity.
CGUUAAUUAAAAAUCAAACGAUGACUUGCAAAACACGAAUCAACGAGUAUUAGAUUCACUCUCACCCACUCCACUACUGAGUCGUGGUACCGGCGGCGAUAGAGUGUAGGAGAAAGGAAGCUGAAAGAAAUGGCGUCGAAUCAAGUGAGGGCAUCCCACAUACUCAUCAAACACGAAGGAUCUAGGCGCAAAUCAUCAUGGAAAGAUCCAGAAGGUCGCAUCAUCUCUAACACCACCAGAGACGCCGCCGUUUCCCAGCUCAAAUCCUUUCGCGAUGACAUCAUCUCCGGCAAGUCUAAGUUCGAAGAUGUUGCUUCUCGCUUCUCUGAUUGCAGCUCCGCCAAACGCGGUGGCGAUCUCGGUCCAUUCAGUCGAGGGCAGAUGCAGAAACCUUUUGAAGUUGCAACUUUUGCACUGGAGGUUGGUGAGAUCAGUGACAUCAUCGAUACUGACAGUGGUGCUCACAUAAUUCUGAGAACCGGUUAACAUUGGUGGACAAAGUAUCUAAAGAUUCAAGAGCAAUUGCAAGUUGUAACGUUUCUUUUCUUUUUAUUUUGGUGUUUCAAAGACUACCCUUCCCACGUUGCAGCAACAAACUUAUAAAUUUUGAUUGUAUUAUCAGUCAAAUACAACUCCAGAUGCCUGAUGUUUAUAGACGUUUUUAUCCAUGUGUUGAGAGUUUCUCAACUUGUGGCACCCUCUAAAUUCAAUUACCGUUUGACUGA